Propithecus coquereli (Coquerel's sifaka) is the source of this 683-nucleotide messenger RNA. RefSeq names its product HLA class II histocompatibility antigen, DP beta 1 chain-like. The transcript is spliced from 2 exons. Gene Ontology annotation, biological process: immune response; peptide antigen assembly with MHC class II protein complex; antigen processing and presentation of exogenous peptide antigen via MHC class II. NCBI's taxonomy places the organism in Eukaryota, Metazoa, Chordata, Mammalia, Primates, Indriidae. The coding region runs from base 55 to 654 and encodes 199 amino acids. The record is from RefSeq and is a predicted model, not a curated record. Gene Ontology annotation, molecular function: MHC class II protein complex binding. Gene Ontology annotation, cellular component: MHC class II protein complex; membrane.
CCUUCUUUUCCUGACUGCAACUCUCCACAUUUUACCACCCUAUUCAGCUCCACGAUGGUCCUGCAGGUGCCUGAGGGCCCCUGGGCAGCGGCUCUGACGGUGUUACUGCUGGUACUGCUCAACCCCGUGGUCCAGGGCAGGGCCACUCCAGAGAACUACGUGUUCCAGAGGCGGGCGGAGUGCUACGCGCGCAACGGGACGCAGCGCUACGUGUACAGACAGAUCUACAACCGCCAGGAGCACGUGCGCUUCGACAGCGACGUGGGCCUGUUCCAGGCGGUGACGGAGCUGGGGCGGCCGGACGCCGAGUACUGGAACGGGCAGAAGGACGUCCUGGAUGACGCGCGGGCCGAGGUGGACACGGUGUGCAGACACAACUACGAGCUGAACGAGGCCGUCACCCUGAAGCGCCGAGGUGAGGCCUUGGUCCAGGGCCGGGGCGGCCGGGGGACCCAGGCCCAGAGGGCAGGGACAGCCAGGCCGCGUCAGGGGCCGUCGAGGGGAAGGGAAGGAGGAGCCUUGGGGCCUGGGCAUGAUGGGGGCGCCAGGCCGGAGGCUUGUCCCGGAGCGAGGCCUGAGCUGGGCCGAGCACGGAUGGGGGGAGAUGGAGGCAGACGGAUCCUCAGGCCUGGCAGCCGACCGGGUGUGGGCUGAGGGGACCCAGGAGACAGGGACACGUGCAG